Messenger RNA from Hydra vulgaris (swiftwater hydra), 2231 nucleotides. RefSeq lists its product as uncharacterized. NCBI's taxonomy places the organism in Eukaryota, Metazoa, Cnidaria, Hydrozoa, Anthoathecata, Hydridae. The record is from RefSeq and is a predicted model, not a curated record.
AGAUACCUAAUAUAUUGAAUCUAUGGCUCCUCUGCUCUCUAAGGAGAAGAGAGAAUACCAUUUUAAAAGAAAUCAUGUACUUUUUCAAAAAAUAAUUUGCUGUUGCUGCCUUGAAAAGAACAACAAAUGCAUUCCAGUUAAUAAAAAUUUGGAAGGCCUGGUUCAAGUUUUCUGUAAGCCUGAGUUUUCACUUAAAGUAUUUGCCUACCCUACAGGAUUAUGCCCAGGUUGCAAGAAAAACUUAUAUCUCUGUAAGGCUGGUAAAACUAUUGCUGACACAGUUACUUUAAAAUGGAAAAAUUCUGAUUUGUCUAGCUUGCAAACCUCUAGAGAUUGCUCAAUAUUAUGCAGUAUAUGCAGUCAAGGAAGAAAUAGGUUAUUAAAUAAAAGUAUGAAAAAGGGAACUAGUUCAACACUGAAAUUUUGCCAAAUAUGUUUCUAUGAAAUUGCUAAAGGUAAACCCCACAAAUGUUCCCCUUUAAAGAGUAGCACAAAUCUUUCUGAGAGUAUUUCUAAAAUUUCUAAAAAAGUAAAAGAACAAGUAGCUUCUUCCCUUCUAAAAGAAAUUUAUUCUGAUCAAGAACAAAGUCUAGGAGCUCAAGCCAUUCUCAGAACAGGAGGUAAAAGUAUUCAUAUUACACUCGGUACUCGGGAAAGUGACCAGAGAAAGAUUCCUUAUAAUGAAGUAGAAGUUUUAGUAAAUACCUUAGGACUUAGUCAAUUGAAGUCAUAUGAAAUGUUAAAAACAUUGAGGAGAAGCGGCGUAAAGUUUGAGUCAAACAUAGAGAAAGCCCUGGAUAAAAAAAGUAAACUACUUUCCAACUUUUAUGUCACUGAAUUAUUAGACUUUCAAGAAAAGGAAAAAGAUAAUGACUAUGCUACAGUGAAGAGACACUUGGUAUAUAUUGAAGAUAUUACAACAUUUCUGGAUUUUGUAAUGACAUAUCGAGGGCAGGUUCCACAAAACACAUUUGUAAAGGUUGGAAUAGAUUCAGGUGGAGGAUCACUGAAAGUUAUAGUAAAUCUGUUUGAUCCAACCAAGGAUAGGACAGAAGAUAGCAGCUCCUUAGGAUCAUACUCAGGAGCAAAUACGUCACUUGUUUUAGCUUAUUGUGAAAGGGUAAGUGAGAAUCAUUCUAACAUGACAAUGAUUGUGGAAAAAUUAAAAUUGCAUGAAUGCAAGUACUCAUUGGCUUCUGACAUGAAGUUAAUCAACAUAUUGCUAGGAAUUUUGGUGUGUUUAUUUUAAAUAAUUUUAAAAUAAUAAGGCAUAUUAUGGUAAAAACUAUAUUAGGAAAAGGUUUUUUUUACCCUACAAUAUAUUUAUAAAUUGAAUUAUAAUAUAAAAUUUUAGGCUCAUGGAGGAAAGUAUGCUUGUGCAUGGUGUGAAGGUUCUUCAGAAUUAUUUUCUGGAGAGUUAAGAACAUUUAAAUCUUUGAAUAAUUACUAUGAACUGUAUUCAUCUGCAGGAUCUCCGGUAAAAAGAAUGAAAGAAUAUAAGAAUGUCAUUAAUCCUUGUCUGCUUAAGAUAGAAGACAAAUCUCUAAGUAUAAUAAGAGAGAUUCCAUUACCAGAACUUCACCUUCUGAUGGGAUUUGUUAACCAUGUAGCAGAAUUUAUAAUGCAACUUUGGCCUGGAUUUAUAGAUUGGGUCAAGAGCAUUGGAUGCCUUCGAAAAGGUUACCAUGGAGGAACAUUUGAAGGAAACACGUGUAGAGAGAUACUUAAAAGUUGCGACAAACUUGAGUUGAUAAUUCCUGUUGAACUGUAUCCUCUCUUAGAAAAAAUGAGAAAAUUUAAUAAGGUUGUUCAUGGUGUCUUUAGCUAUAAACUUGACCCAAACUAUUCAAUUUUAAUUGAAAGUUUUACACAAAGCUAUAAGGAUGCACAAGACUAUUGCAUAGAGGUAAUUGCUGUUUUCUUUACCCUUUGUAUUUAAAACCAAGUUAUUGAUAAACAUAUUUAUAGUAAGCUUUUUUAGUUUUUAGGUAAACAGCUCACGGUUACUUGGAAAGUACAUGCUGUAACAGCACAUCUGGAAACAUUUGUUGAUUUGAGUGGCCUUUCCCUUGGGCAGUUUAAUGAGCAGACAUCUGAAUCUUGCCAUUCCAAGAUGAAAAGUGUAAUAAACAGGUUUGGAGUCUCGCAGUACAGCAACAAACAUAAAAAAAGAAGCAAAAGAAUUGCUGAAGUGUUCAGUUCAAAUAAUUUAUAAGUUAUUGAACAUUAAU